AUGGCAACAACGUUGACAGAAUUCUACAAGGACAAAACGAUUUUCAUCACCGGUGCAACUGGCUUCAUUGGAAAAGUUCUGUUGGAAAAGCUGCUGAGAUGCUGCAGCUCUCUCAAGUGCAUCUACUGCCUGGUCAGAGAUAAGAAUGGAGAAACAGCGGCUGAAAGAUUGGAAAAAUUGCUCGGACAUCAAUGCUUUGACAACCUGUGGAAAGAAGCAUCAUCAGCAGUAAAUGUGAGGGACAAGGUGAAGGUCAUUCGAGGUGACAUGCUGCUGGAUGGGCUUGGAGUGGACAGUGAUCAGAGAUUUCUUCUGGACAAUUCAGUUGAUGUUGUAUUUCACGCUGCUGCUACUGUUAAGUUCGAUGAGCCACUCAAAUAUGCAAUAGAGAUGAACGUGUUAGGAGCACGCCGGCUCAUUCAGAUCUGUUCCACCAUGAAACACCUCCAAUCAGUGGUCCACAUUUCAACUGCAUUUGCAAACUGUGACCAGCCAUUUAUCUCCGAGCAGGUCUACCCUGCCAUUGUUGAGCCUGACAAAGUUCUGGAACUUCUUGAUUGGUUGGAUGAUGAAGCCUUCAAGAUGAUCACCACAAAGAUGAUAGGUGAGAAACCGAACUCCUUCACGUACACGAAACACUUGGCAGAGGUCCUGUUAUUAAAGGAAGGCUCCCAUCUACCCAUCUCCAUCAUUAGACCUUCUAUUGUUACUGCUGCCUGGAGAGAGCCCGUUCCUGGUUGGAUUGACAGUGAAAAUGGACCGAGCAGUCUGUACAUUGCUAUGGGCAAGGGCUUGUUGAGGUCGAUGAUUGCAGACCACCACGUAAACGCGGACAUCGUUCCAGUGGACCUGCCGGUAAACAUGAUGGUCGUCGUGGCCUGGUAUCGAACCCUCCACAAGCAGACCACCAACGCCACCUCCGUCUACCACAUCACCAGUGGAGGGUUGAACCCAUUCACUUGGGGCGAGAUGGAAAACUCAGUGACCAACUACUUCAAGAAGAACCCUCUGGACUCCUGCUUCAGAAGGCCAAAGAGCAACGUCAUCACGAGUAACAGUUUCAUGCACGAUUGUUGGAUACUGGUCAGUCACCUGAUCCCUGCGUACGCGGCUGACCUGGGCUACCUGCUAACAGGACAGAAGACCCGCAUGGUCGAGACGUACAACAGACUGCACAGGACCAUGGAGGUGCUGGAGUACUUCACCACCAGGUCCUGGGAAUGGACUCAUGCUCAUCUCGAUGUCCUCAAGAAUAACCUCACUCAAGAGGAGCUUAAGACGUUUUCAUUUGAUCCACGAGUCCUUCACUGGCCGACGUACAUUGAGAACUUCUGUCUGGGUACCAAGAAGUUUCUUCUGAAGGAAGAUCCAGCCGGUCUGCCCGCUGCCAGAGCAAGAAUCAAGAUGUUGCGUAACAUAAGGUAUGCCUUCAAUACGGUGCUGUUGGUUCUGGCUUGGAGGGUCCUGAUCGCCAACUCCAGCCUGGCGCGCAACUCUUGGUUCUUCGUUCUCGGUCUCGUCUUUAAGUUCGUUCGUUUCUUCCGUCUAACCAGUACGCUCAGUUAA
Molecule: messenger RNA, 1566 nt
Organism: Helobdella robusta
Lineage: Eukaryota; Metazoa; Annelida; Clitellata; Rhynchobdellida; Glossiphoniidae
Exons: 10
Coding region: 1-1566 (521 amino acids)
Biological process (GO): long-chain fatty-acyl-CoA metabolic process
Cellular component (GO): peroxisome
Molecular function (GO): alcohol-forming very long-chain fatty acyl-CoA reductase (NADP+) activity
Source: RefSeq, a predicted model, not a curated record